Gallus gallus (chicken) is the source of this 4413-nucleotide messenger RNA. RefSeq names its product 3-hydroxybutyrate dehydrogenase 1B (gene BDH1B). The record is from RefSeq and is a predicted model, not a curated record. The transcript is spliced from 5 exons. Gene Ontology annotation, molecular function: oxidoreductase activity. NCBI's taxonomy places the organism in Eukaryota, Metazoa, Chordata, Aves, Galliformes, Phasianidae. Bases 1855 to 2829 code for a protein of 324 amino acids.
ACCUGAGCUGCCCUUACCAAGCUGACUGAUGAGGCAGCUGCCUCUGGCUGAGGGAUGCACUUCUCCCUUUGACCGUUCUGGUCUUUGGAUGCGAUCGGAGCUCUUUAUGUCCCACUCAUUUCCUCUGCUUUCUGAAAGUCCUUUGUAUUCAAAGCUCAGAAGCAAAUGGUAAGGUAGAGUAACAAGAAAGGUGCCUUCUUUACGGGUCAUGUUGGUGAAUUAAUGUGGGAAGUAACCCUGGCGGAUCUGUGAUCUGGUUCAUUACUGAUCCUUGUUUUUCUUAGAAUUGUGUCACUGUAGAUGAAGACUGAGCACUCUAUCUAGUUCUCACUUACCAUAUGUCCUAUCUUAAAAGCUGCAGUGAAACUAGCCUGUGGCUGGGUGCAUUUUUGUCCUACUAUAGGAAUCGGUAUUUGUGUGGGUGUUGGUAUGAUAAAUGCAGGAGAAACUUUUGAUCAGUUCUCAUUUCAGCUUCACUUCUUGGCUGUCCUUUGAAACAAUAACUUGUGGAUGGGAGAGGGCGUUGCUCAUUUGCCUGUUGCUGUUUGCUUCAGCUCAUUUAAGUAUGUGCAGUAACUGAUUGCUAUUACCCUGCAAUUACCCCUUAUUGCCAUUUCACUACCACGUGUCAGCAGAACGAGGGAUGGGAGCACUGGGGGUUGCCUGAUUUCUGUCUGAAACAGUGGUUGGGCAAGAUGGUGUAAUUCCUACGUAGGUAGUAUGAGAUAUAAAUGUUUGUAUUCCAGAUGCCAUUAAUGUGGCAGUGGGGAAUAUUAGUUGUGGAUACCUCUGCUGAGAUGGAAAUGACCUCACUUCCUUAGUGCAUUCUCCAGGCAUUUAUUGCCAUGUCACGUUAUCACCUGACAGAUAGGGUUUCAGUUUGGAGCAGUCUGGAGCUCUGCAUGUGGAUGGCUGCUGGUUGGGAUACGUGUUAAGAGUUCACUGCUUCACAGCAGUGCCAAAGAGAGGGUAAGAUGGCUUCCAAGCAAAGAAAGAGGAUGAAUGUGCGGUGUUUUGGUACAGAAUUCUAUUCGGGAUUUUGAGUUCUGUUUUCAGAGCUAUCACAAGCCUGUUAUGUCAAAGCAGAUGUAGUAUCAAAUCUUCUUUCUCAGUUUAGCUGUCAGUCAGAAGAUAAUAAUGUAGGAGAGAACUGGGGGAUUUGAUAAAUGGUUCCUGUUAAGAGUUCAGUGCUUCAAAAGGAAGCCCUAAGCUGUAGUCACACUCCUGCAUGCUAAAAUACAGCAUGGAAAGUACUGCAUAGAGUGGGAGUAAGAGGGGUACAGACACUAGUCACUGCAGUUAAAAGAGCUGCUGUACUGAUUGGACAGGUGACAUACUAUCAUUGUAACCUUUUCUGUGCUCUUCUUUCUUAUAUGCCUAUGAGCUGGUAGGUCACUAAUUCAUUUUAAAAUACCUCUGUACAGUUUUGGCCACUGAUACUUGAUAGCUGCAGUUUUAGUUAGGGUGUCAAGAUAACACAAGUUGUUACAGACCAGUGAUAAAAUAAACUUAGGAUUUCGUGGUAGUUGGGAGCUGGUUAAGUUUCUACACAGGAAUCUUGUGUUCACCUUUAUGCUGGUUGCCCCAGCAGAAGCUCCAUACAAUCAUUGGGUCUAGACUGCUGUGAGACAGGUCAGUGGUCACUGUGACUUGUGUCUGUGCCCACCACCAUGCAGAGGGAAAGGGAGCUGAGCUGUGGAGAAUUAUGACCAGGUUUUGUUGCUUUCAGGUUAUUGCUGCAUUCAGAGUAAUACUUGUCCAAAAUGGCACACCAGAUCUGAGCUGAUUGUCUGAGCUCUCUCUGGUCUGGAGGGGGGUUAUCCCAGCUCUUCUGGAUAUGUUCUGAGGUGUUCUAUGGGGGCUACCUUUCCUUCUCUGUGGAUUUCACGAGGACGUUUGAUUGCUAACUUGAACGGCCAUCUUUCAGAUAGCUCAGAUCAGGCUGAAGGGAAGGCAGUGCUCAUAACAGGCUGUGACAAAGGUUUUGGACAUGCCUUGGCAAAACAGCUUCAUGCAAAGGGAUUUACUGUUUUUGCUGGAUGCUUGCUAGCGGAUAAGGAUGGAGACGGAGCCAGGGAGCUGAAGGACAUGAAGUCAGAUCGCAUGAAAGUGCUACAGAUGAAUGUGUGCAGCGACCAGGAGGUGGCUCAGGCUGUGGAUUAUGUGAAGACGACCCUGAAAGACCCAGAGGAAGGUCUGUGGGGCCUAGUGAACAAUGCUGGUGUCUCAACUUUUGGAGAGGUGGAAUUUACAAGUUUAGACAACUACAAGGAGGUGAUAAAUGUCAACCUGUGGGGCACCGUGAGAGUGACGAAGGCUUUUCUGCCCCUCAUUCGCAGAGCUAAAGGCCGUGUAGUGAAUAUCACAAGCAUGUUAGGACGGAUGGUGAGUCCAUCUCGCUCCUGCUACUGUAUUUCCAAGUAUGGGGUGGCAGCCUUCUCCGACUGCCUCCGGCAGGAGAUGUAUCGCUGGGGUGUCAAAGUCAUCCUCAUUGAGCCCAGUAACUUCGUGGCAGCGACCGGCAUCCUGACAGAGGACAGCAUCGACAAGCAGGCUGAGGUGCUGUGGAGUGGAGCCAGCAACACCGUGCGGGAGGACUAUGGGAGGGAGUACUUCAGUCGCCACGUGGCCCUGAUGAAGUCCUUUGUUAACAGUGGCCUGAAGGACAUGUCUCUUGUCUUGAACGACAUCACCAACGCGCUCGUUUCCGCACACCCGAACAACCGCUACAAUCCCAUGGAGACAUACUGGUGGAUGAGACUGCAAGUCAUGACUCAUCUGCCCACUGCCAUUGCUGACUGGCUUUACAUUCCUGGAGCCACACUGUGAAUGGCCAUCCUUCAAGCAUCCUUCCAGUGCUUGUAUGUACGCACAGUUUAGAGUUGACUUAGUUCUACGCUAGUUGCUGGUGCAUCUCCUCUUUAGAUGUUUGUGCCUUCAGUUUGGUUGGGGUAUGGCUUCACAUCUUGUGGAAUGCUGAGAAAAGUUAUGUCUUUUCUGUCUCUUUCCUAACUUGGUCCUUGUAUCCCCUGCUGCCCUGAUUAAAGUCGGAAGGUGUUUUGCUUUUAACUGUGGAGAAGGCAGAGGAAGGUUAACAUUAACAGGUCAAAUGUAUGGCUAGUGUAACUAGGUCAGCUGAGUUCCCCUAGUGAUAAAUUGGACUCAUUACUGGGCUCUUGGUUUUCCUUACAAGGAUAGGCUGCUAAUAGCAGAGUGAAGCUGUUGCUAUGAGAUGUCUCAAAGGGAAAAAGCUAAAAUGGGAAACAAAAGCAGUUUUCCAUUUGAUUAAAAAUGGGUCAGUCACAGCCUUAUUUUGUUUUCACAGCACUGGUAGGAAGCUCCGCUGCUCCAUAACUGUUCUCUCUUUCCACGAAAACAGCAGCACUGCCUCUAAACAGCCUCAUUACCUAAUUGCAAAGAAGGGUUCUUCCCUCCCAGCACUGUGAACAGGAGCUGCUGGAGCCAGCAACUGGAGACAGAGUGGGCAAGGAAAAGCCCUUGUAAUAACUCAUGGUGUCUGAGCUGCCCCUCAGCCAGAGGUCUUUCCACCCACUGCUGGUGAGCUUUGUGAGACAGGCUUAAAUCUGAUGCAGCAAACAAAUUUGGCUCCUUUAACUGCUGUCGGGUACCAGAUGAAAAAGGGCACUGUGCGGUCAGUUUGGCCUGACUACAAGCUCUGGAAGGAUGUUUUGGGUGAUGCAUUUCUUUUUAAUUAAUAUUGCACAAUGAAAUUUCCAUGUCACACAUGAUUGUCUUCUCAGAACUUCAUGACAACUGAUAUGAGCUACUUUUGCAAAAUACCCCUGAGGGUCUCUUCUAUUGGCCAUAUCUGGGCCAUUCAAAGUGCUGAGGCUGCCAAACCUCACACCUUAUGUCCUCUUUCCAAGCGAUGACCACCAGCAAAGCAGCUUGUGGGGAUCUGCCCUCUCAUUCUUGGGGGUCAGCUUCCCAUUCUGCUGCUGUUUUGUUCUGUUUUCUCUUACGUGAGGUUAAAUGAAUAUGAAAAGAGCUUAUAAUUUGCUCUUUCCUCAUCUAUCUCAGGUAGCUGUGACUUUGAUGCUGUGCCAUAAACUUUUAUAUGCUGCUCUUUGUAACUGCUUGGAGACUGGAUGUGGCUGUGAAUGCUGUGAUGCCUAAGGAGGCAGCAGGCUUCCCUUGGACAUGCUGUGGAGGUAGCUUGUAUUACAGAUAAUUCCUGAAAAUGCUGGCCAUGCAGUUCUUUUUUUAUUUCAGACCAUAAUCACGUGGAGACUGUCUGGGAUCCAAUACCUAGAGUGAUUCCACAGUCCUACUGAACUGCAGCUUGUUUAGGCAGUGUUGAAAUCACUUCUGCCCCUUGCACUGUGAAAUGUGAGUAAUGUUAAGUAGCACUAAUUUGCACAGAGGAAAAUAAACUGUGAGAUUUGUAAAGCA